AUGGAAGAUAACCGGAGUGCUGGCCUGCAGACGCUCGAAAGCCACAGUGGCCCAGUCUGGUCUGUGGUCUUCUCGCAUGAUUCGAGGCUGGUCGCCUCCGCCUCAGAUGAUGAGACCGUCAAGAUCUGGGAUGCCACCAGUGGCCAAUGCCUGCAGACGCUGACGGGCCAUAGCUGGUCGCCUCCGCCUCACAUCACUAUCAAGAUCUGGGAUGCCACCACGGCCAAUGCCAGCAGACGCUCGAGGGCCACAGUGAUUUGCGAAGGAACGAAAUGCGUCCAGACUUGCGAGACCACUACCUCUAUAUUAGUAUCCUAUAAGUCAUAUCAGUUGGUCUACGUGGAAAAGUCGGGUUGCGAUCAGAGGGCCGGACUGCCAGCAAACCAUCAAAAGCGAGGUCCACGGUAUGGGUCUAUCGUUGUCGGACGAUGUGCGGUCCUUGAAGACAAUGCAGGGGUUGUAUUCGCUGACAGCUGGCGUUGUGGCUCCAUCCCCGACGCGGACUUGUAUAGGGACCUGUUGUGGGCCAGGAGAGGGGACCAGAAGCUGCUUUACUUGCCGCCUGGAUACGGGGACCUGAGGGCUGCCUGGGGCUGA
Aspergillus pseudoviridinutans is the source of this 597-nucleotide messenger RNA. RefSeq names its product WD40 repeat domain-containing protein. The record is from RefSeq and is a predicted model, not a curated record. NCBI's taxonomy places the organism in Eukaryota, Fungi, Ascomycota, Eurotiomycetes, Eurotiales, Aspergillaceae. Gene Ontology annotation, molecular function: protein binding. The transcript has 2 exons. Bases 1 to 597 code for a protein of 198 amino acids.